GAGCCCCCCUUUCUCCUCCCGCAGCGACCAUGACGAAGUUAGCGCAGUGGCUCUGGGGACUGCUGCUCCUGGGCUCCGUCUGGGCGGCCCUGACCCUGGGAGCCCUGGGUCUGGAGCUGCCCUCGGCGUGCCGGGAGGUGCUGUGGCCGCUGCCCGCCUAUUUGCUGGUGUCCGCCGGCUGCUAUGCGCUAGGCACCGUGGGCUACCGCGUGGCCACUUUCCACGACUGCGAGGACGCCGCCCGCGAGCUGCAGAGCCAGAUCCACGAGGCGAGAGCCGACUUAGCCCGCAGGGGGAUGCGUUUCUGACACCCCCCCCUCACUCAUUCCCUCCACACUCCCUACGCCCCAUUAAAGACCAUGUUUAUUUUCUAA
Messenger RNA from Sorex fumeus (smoky shrew), 374 nucleotides. It is a transcript of the gene DPM3, whose product is annotated as dolichyl-phosphate mannosyltransferase subunit 3, regulatory. The record is from RefSeq and is a predicted model, not a curated record. The coding region runs from base 30 to 308 and encodes 92 amino acids. The transcript has a single exon. NCBI's taxonomy places the organism in Eukaryota, Metazoa, Chordata, Mammalia, Eulipotyphla, Soricidae. Gene Ontology annotation, biological process: GPI anchor biosynthetic process. Gene Ontology annotation, cellular component: dolichol-phosphate-mannose synthase complex; endoplasmic reticulum membrane.